CGCACGCGCACUGCGCCGGACCAGCUAACGAUGCGCUCGGGACGGUAGAAAAGAAGAAAGAAGAGAAAAGUGUUGUAUGUGACCCCAGUGUUGGGCCUUAUGAUCAUAAUGUCAAUGGGGGACAUAGUGAUGGUGAAGGGAGAGGAAGUGGGUCACAAUAACAAUCACAAGACUCAGCUCAUCUUGCACCUCCAGUCCAUCUCCCAAAGGACACAUGAAGAUAUUGGAGAAACAGGUACAACACUCUUGGCUGUAGAGACUCAACAAGAGGACAACUCAGAGGGAGAGGAGGUUGAAUAUGGCUAUCCGAUCACCUGUGGUGACAGCAAAGCAGUGCUUCUGUUCAAGAAGUUUGUAUGUCCAGGAAUCAAUGUCAAAUGUGUUAAGUUCAAUGAUCAGCUUAUUAGCCCCAAGCAGUUUGUGCACCUGGCUGGCAAAGCCACGCUCAAGGACUGGAAGCGAGCCAUCAGGCUUGGAGGAGUGAUGCUCAGAAAGAUGAUGGACUCAGGUCAGAUUGACUUUUACCAGCACGAGACCGUGUGCACCAACUCUUGCCGCAGCACCAAGUUUGACCUGCUGAUCAAUAGCACACGACUAGCCCCCAGUGUGCUGCAGACACCCUGCUCCCCUCUUCCAGUCAUGGGACAGGAAAGCAGUGCAGAGGAGAGGCCUGAGGAAACAGUCAGUGAUGUGGUUGACUCCUGCCCCCCACAGAUGACCCCCACUACAAACAAUGGAGAGGUCAGAAUGGACACAGAGGACAUAUCUGAUGAAACUUUGUGUCUGUGGAAGGGCAUUGCUGAGUUGGGGCUGAUGGGGGAGGUAGUGUCCACUAUCCGCUUAGAGCUGCUAGCCAUGCUGAGGGGAGUGGAGCAGCGCAGUGAGCAGGCGACCCUGCAGGAGGCAGAUGCAGUGCUUCUGAACACACUAACACACAUGUUUGGGCUGCUGGAUUCUGUGAGACAAGUCUUGGACCUGCAGCGAAACAAGACUGACCAAAAUCAACAUCAGAUGCAUUCCACACUCAAAGUUCUUGCUGACCAGCUGGAUAAGCAGAAAAUGAUGGUUUGUAUAUCCAAACGGUCCAGGCUGCAGCGGCCAUGCUCCUCCAGCCUGCUGACCUCUUCCACAUCACCAUUCACAAUCCUCUCUCCCAUCAACCUAACCUCAACCAGCCAACCUCUGACCAUCGCUGGUCUGCCUGUGGCCAUGCUGUCCCAGCUGCCCACUGACACCCAGCUGCUCCCUCACCACACCAGCACAGAGGCCAUGGCUGUAGCAUCCCCCAGUGGGUUCACUGUGCUCAGUGCAGGUCUCGAGGACAGAACUCCCCCAGUGGGGGUGCUUGACCUGAGCCCAGGACAGAGAAGGGAGAGGGAGGGGGAAGAGGAGGAGAGAAGGUCUAUAUGAGAUAAGUGAACUGGAGAUUGGACAGAGAAAGGGAAAAGGAAGACAGCAGGAGCGGCUAGGUGAUGCAGAGGGUGUUGUUGGUAGCAAUAAACCAUGCAAGAAUUGAGGGACGUGAGAGUGGAUCCCACCUUUCCACCUUUAAAUAGAGAUACUGUAGAUGAAAAAAAGGAGGGAGAGAAUGCAAUUGGGUGACCAUACACUUUUUAUUAAAAUACAAGGGAGUGCUGAUUUGGGAUUGGCUGUGCUAUCAUCAUGUAAACGAGUCUAUAUAACAUAGACACUGUUAAUGUUUAAGUGCUAAAUUCUUAGAAGCUUACUAAACAUGGGCAGUGGAGAUAUUAUGUGAUAUCUUAGCCGUUCUUAUAUCAUUGCUAUCCUAACAAAAUAAUGUAUCUCCAAAAUAGCAACUUUACAUGAGAAAACAAAAAUGUUUUUAACUUUUAAUGUAAGUUAAAUGUUUGAUUCCAAGUAAAAUUUCUAUUGGUGCAUUUAUCAUAGCAUUUUCACACAUUAUAAAGGGAAGUUGUGCUCAAAUGAUGGAGAAAAAAAAUGAAAUGAUAUAUGACUAUAUAAACUAAAAAGCAAUAUACAAUUGAGUUUAAAAGUCAGAAACUACCCUUCUUUCAUUCAAUUUCAUGUCCAUAUGGCCAUUACAUCCAAGUCAUCAUUUCACAGCAUCAGGUAAAAAAGAAGUAAAAUAUAUUUAACAGAAAAAAAUUCAACUUAAUAUAAUAGAAAUUGUUUCAGUAUUUAGUGUGUCCACCUUUACCUUUAUUGCAGCUUCCAUUCUUUUUAAGGAACUUUUUUACAGUUUCUCAGGGAAACCUGCAAGGAUUUAUUUCAGUUGUAAAAGUUGCAUUUGACUGCUUCUCAUGGUCCAAGUUAUCCAAAAAAUUACACUCUGUCUAUGAGACCUUACUCCACAUCUUAAAUGUCUACUGUUGGUGUUCUAGUGCAGAUUUUAUUCUGUUUUGUCGGUUUUCUUUUCUCAGCAAUGGCUUCUUGACACCUACACAUCCUUUUAAACACAAUGUUGUCUUCUCACAGUGGAAGGAGGGUCAGAAUCACCUGUGGAUUGAUUUAUUUGAAUUUUGGCAAUACUUUAUGCUUUUUUGCACAAAUGUCAGGUUUUAGCUGACCAACCUAAUACAGUGUUUAUAAUAUGCAAUAAUUCUGCUAGUAACCAGGAAGGGGAAAGUGAAUAUCAUUCUCUUUGUCAGAAUCUUUCCUUUCUCUUAGGGAACCUAUUUUUAUAAUCUCUGUAUUUAUGACUUUGACUUUCUGUCAUGUACAACUGCACAUGUAACAUUCAUUUACAUGUGAUUAUGUGGUAAUUAUCAUAUACUGGUUUCCAUAGUGAUUGAUGUAGCAUUUCUGUAAAUGAUGGAUUUGUAACCCUGAUUAGCUUGAAAUGAGGUGACGUGUAGCUUGUUGUAUUGAGUAAGUCUACUCUAAUAUCUGAUGCAUCUAACCGCUGCUAAAAAUACCUCAUAUACUUUCAGUGUAUCAGAAAUGACAAUCGUAAACUGACUUGAGCUCUUGAGCACUCAAAUGAUAAUUACUAAUUAUCUAAUUACUAAUAACUGUUAUCAUUAAAAUUCUUCUAGCUGACCUGUAAUGUGUUAAAAAAGGAAGCUCUCAGAAAAAUCAAUGUGGUUAUAGUUUAACACAGGGAAUGGUAAUUAUUGGUGCUUGAAAUUUAGUUUCUCAAUUAGUAAAACGAUUUAAAUGGCAAGGUUAUACUGUCAUGUCUGUUCAAGUAGAAUCCCUCCUCUGCUCCUGUAGCACUGCUUGAGUUUUUUUGUUUGAUGUCACGUUACAAAGAACCUCUGCUCUGUGGAACAGCACCUGUUUAUUUCAGCUAUUAAACUGAAUGCUGUGCUUUAUGUA
Molecule: messenger RNA, 3300 nt
Organism: Pygocentrus nattereri (red-bellied piranha)
Lineage: Eukaryota; Metazoa; Chordata; Actinopteri; Characiformes; Serrasalmidae
Product: glucocorticoid modulatory element-binding protein 1-like
Exons: 10
Coding region: 100-1410 (436 amino acids)
Biological process (GO): positive regulation of transcription by RNA polymerase II
Cellular component (GO): nucleus
Molecular function (GO): DNA-binding transcription activator activity, RNA polymerase II-specific; RNA polymerase II cis-regulatory region sequence-specific DNA binding
Source: RefSeq, a predicted model, not a curated record